Medicago truncatula (barrel medic) is the source of this 2347-nucleotide messenger RNA. RefSeq names its product casein kinase 1-like protein 1. Bases 525 to 1889 code for a protein of 454 amino acids. Gene Ontology annotation, biological process: protein phosphorylation. Gene Ontology annotation, molecular function: protein kinase activity; ATP binding. The record is from RefSeq and is a predicted model, not a curated record. The transcript is spliced from 14 exons. Lineage: Eukaryota; Viridiplantae; Streptophyta; Magnoliopsida; Fabales; Fabaceae.
UAGUUUUCCCAGCCAGCUACACCAAAAGAAGUAAACACCACUCGUACAGAACACGCGUGGACAUAGUUUUGGAAGUCCGACAAAGGAAAACAAUUAAAAGAACCGACGGUUGCAAGAAAGAAUAGUUUCAAUGCUUUCAAUUUCGACAAACACAACAACACAAUCAUCAUCAUAAUUUAAGAGAGAGAAAAACACCAUCUCCAUUAUCCAAAAUCUAUUCUUACGCUUUCUUUUUCAUUAGUUAAUAAACUUGUUUUAACCUAACCCUGCAUUUUUUUUUACCAAUAAUAAAACACAAUUACUCUUUAAUUAUUCAUCCUUAUCCUAUCCUAGAUCUCGCUCUAUCAAUUUUCUUCAUUCUUCAUUUCCUUUUCAUAUUCUUCCGUUACACUCUUCUUUCAAUAAUCAUGAAUGAAUUUCAGUUACAAUAUAGUAUAGCAUUUAAUUAAUAAUAUUUCCAAUUUUGAAUUAAGGGUUGUUGUGAUUAGGGUUCCAAAUUCUAUUAUUGCUUUUUUUGAAUUUGAAUGGAACCUCGUGUUGGGAAUAAGUUUCGCCUUGGUAGGAAGAUCGGUAGCGGUUCCUUUGGGGAGAUCUACUUAGGUACUAAUAUUCAAACUAACGAAGAGGUUGCAAUUAAGCUUGAAAAUGUCAAGACUAAGCAUCCUCAGCUGCUGUACGAAUCCAAGUUGUACAGAAUUCUCCAGGGAGGAACUGGAAUUCCAAAUGUUAGAUGGUUUGGAGUAGAGGGAGAUUACAAUGUUUUAGUGAUGGAUCUGCUUGGACCUAGUCUUGAAGAUCUAUUUAACUUUUGUAGUAGAAAGUUAUCACUAAAAACAGUUCUUAUGCUUGCUGAUCAAAUGAUCAACCGUGUUGAGUUCAUUCAUUCGAAAUCAUUUCUACAUCGAGAUAUCAAACCGGAUAAUUUUCUAAUGGGAUUAGGAAGGCGUGCGAACCAGGUUUAUGCUAUUGAUUUUGGUCUGGCUAAGAAAUACAGAGAUAGUUCAACCCAUCAACACAUUCCUUACAGGGAAAAUAAAAAUUUGACUGGAACUGCAAGAUAUGCUAGCAUGAAUACUCACCUUGGCAUUGAACAAAGUCGAAGAGAUGAUUUAGAGUCUCUUGGUUAUGUUUUGAUGUACUUCCUGAGAGGGAGUCUUCCUUGGCAGGGACUUAAAGCAGGAACCAAGAAACAGAAGUAUGAGAAAAUCAGUGAAAAAAAGGUUUCUACAUCGAUUGAAGCCUUAUGUCGGGGUUAUCCAACCGAAUUUGCAUCAUACUUCCAUUACUGUCGCUCAUUAAGGUUUGAUGAUAAGCCAGAUUAUGCUUAUCUCAAAAGGAUAUUCCGCGACCUGUUUAUCCGUGAAGGAUUCCAGUUUGAUUAUGUGUUUGACUGGACCAUCUUGAAGUAUCAGCAAUCACAGCUUGCCACACCUCCAGCACGGGGCAUUGUUCCUGGUGCUGGAACCAGUUCUGCAUUGCCACCUGCUGUUACCAAUGCUGAUAGACAUACAGGAGCAGAAGGGCAACCCCCUGGUUUGGUUUCGGUGGAUUCCUCGAGGCGCAGAAUGUCGGGACCCAUUUUGAAUACUUUAUCAAGUUCCAAUGUCUUGGGUCAAUCAAGUGGAUCAUCUAGGCGAGUUGCUGUUUCUAGUAGUCGUGAUGCAUUUGUUGGUGCUGAGUCAGAUGUUCGUACACGCACCGCUGAGGCUAGCCCUGGAGCAGCAGCACAUAGAAUUUUGAGCGGUCAAAGAAGUUCACUAAUCGGAUCUUCUGAUCCCCAGAGAGUAGCACGGGCUGGAAGAAAUGCUUCUCAAGGCAAUAACUAUGAAAGUGCCCUUAGGGGCAUGGACGGUUUGCAGUUAGAAAAUGAUGAGAGAACCCAUUAUUAAUUUUUCAUCUUCUCAUCUUGUGACUGUGAGUUGAUAGCCUCCGCAAAAGCAAAAGUUGCUUAUGUUGUGAAGUUGAGCUGUGAGAAAAUUUGGAUCCGAACUUGAAUUUCCAGGUUUGUAUUAUUAACUCAUCCACUCAAAAUGGGUGAUUGUGCUUUGCUGUAAAGUUCAGGUUUAAUUGGCACUUCACUUCUGGCCGGAACACCAAAGUUUUUAACAUAUUUUCCUGUAUGUUACUGUAUUGGUUUACCUGAUGUUUACACUUUAUAGGACCACAAAGGUCAAAAUUAUCAAAUGUAAUUAGCCAUUGAAAUUGCACUCUUGUUGGAUAAGAUUCCUUUAGUUUCCACAAUGCAAGUGUCUGGAAAUUAUUCUGGAAUUAGAAACUUGGAAUGUUUUACCUUGUGUGGUUGCUAUCAAGCUGAAAUCAUAUUAUCUCUUCAGCUUUCUUCGAGUUA